AUGGCGAUCUUCAAUGAAGAAGUCCCGAGUCUCGACUACCAUCCCCGACUAUGUGUGGCAAGAAAUGUUCCCUGCUACUUAACUCCUGCUAGGAACCUGAGGGAGAUCGCCCGGGUCAACUGCAAAAGAGAUAAAGUCAAGCUAUAUGCUCCAGGAACUCUGGGACCUAUCAUUGGUCUGGGAAGCGGCUCCUCCAGAGGCUCCAACGUCGCCAGCAGCGCCCCCAGCAGCAGCCUGGGGUCUUCCCGGGACUUGUUCUACGGGGAGCGCGGCCCCCCCACCAGCAACAGUGGUAACAGGGACUACCGCUCCGAGUACGCCGCCCUGGCGCGGGAGUACGCGGCCGUGAGCAGCGCCUCGUCCCCCAGCAGGAGGCAGCAGGAGCUCGAGCUGGGGCGUCUCAUGGCCGCUGCUGCUGCUGCAGGUGCUGCGGGCCCCCAGCAGCAGCAGCAGCACGCAGCUGCGGCUAGAGCUGCUGCGGCUGCUGCGUACUUCGGGGGGGCGGGCCUGGACGGCGGGGGGCGGCUGGCUGUGAGCAGCGCCGCGUCGUCCCUCCCCUACGGCAUCGCCCACAUCAUGGGCGACACCACCACCACCACCGCCCCCAGCAAACACGCGCCCAGCAGCAGCACGAGCAGCACCAGCAGCAGCAGCGGUCGCGAUGCUGCUGCCUCAGCACUAUUGCUGCAGCAACAGCAGCAGCAACAGCUGCUCGUUGCUGCUGCUGCAGCGUCCAACCCUGCAGCACUUGCCUUCCACCACCAGCAGCAGCAGCUGCAGCACCUGCAGCACUUGCAGCAGCUGCACCAUCUGCAGCAGCUGCAGAAGUCUGCCUCUCUUACCGGACGACACAAGGCAGAGCAAGCCACGUCAUCCUCGUCCUCAUCCACCUCGUCAAGUACUCCCACCUCGUCCUCUGUCUCCGCCCUGGGGGGCGGGGCCACCAGCUCCCACAACUCAUUAUUGGGCGGGACUAAUGCUCUUGGAGGUGGAGCUAACGUCCUUGGGGGAGGAGCUAACUCCCUCGGAGGAGGAGCCAACUCUCAAAUGGGCGGGGCUAACUCCCAUGGAGGUGGAGCGUCUAGCGGGGCAGGCGGGGCCUCAAGCGCCGCCUCCAUCCAGGCCCUCCUUGGAGGGAGCGGAGGGGCGGGGCCCCUCAGGGACCUGCACGAGUCUCUGUUGUCGGCCCGGCUGGUCCUUGAGGCCUCGGGCCUGGACUCCGAUACGGGCGGGGCCCGGGGGAACCCAGGGCGGGACGACGGGCCCCUCAACCUCAGCCUGAAGGCGGGCCUCGCCGCGGCCGCCGCCCAACGAGACAAGCGGUCGCUGGACGCCGCCCUGCGCAGCGCAGGUCUCCUGCAGUCCCUCCAGCAGCGUGACAACCGCGACGUUAUCGCCUCCAUGCAGGAGGCGCUGCAGCGGCAGCUGUACGCAGCUGAUGAGAAGAAGCGCGAGGAAAAGAAGAAGAGGGUGCGUCGAGAAAUGGAGGAAGCCCAGGAGCGGUCGAGGGCUCUAGGGCGCGGGUCGUGCAAGCCCAAGAAGAACACGGUGGCCUCCCUGCUGGAGCACUGUAGGGCUGCGGGCAUCAAGCCCACUCUGCCCCUGCCGCCCUCUCUCCAGUCCACUCUGUCGGGGGGCGCCAGUGCAGCCCUUGGGGCUCUCGCUGGGUCUCUUUCGACUAGUCCUGGGGCCCUUGGGUCCUUAUCAGGUCCCGGGACUGGCGGGGCUCUUGGGUCCUUAUCGAGUCCUGGGACCGGCGGGGCCCUUGGCUCCUUAUCAAGUCCUGGGUCUGGCAGCGCCCUUGGGACCUUAACAAGUCCUGGGGCUAGUGGUCUAGGGUCACUAUCCACUAGUGGACUAGGCGGCCUGACUAGUAUAGCGACUAGUUCAGCCGCGGCCGCCCUUGCUAGUUUAGGCAGCUCGCUGUCCCUCUGCUCUAGCGCCUCCGACACCCGACUAGGACACACCACUAGUCCCGCCCUCCCUAGUACUGCUAGUUCAUCACACCACCUAGCGGGACUAGCCUCACUAGCUGCUGGAAACUCAACUAAUCAUCCGCUACCAUCAACAAUUCAUCCACUAUCAUCGGGUCAUCCUCUAUCUUCCUUGUCUGUCCUCUCCAGCAGCAGUGACGCCGCAGCCUCUCAGGCACUGCCUGCCUCACUGCAUUCACUGCCUCAUGGCCUCACUGCCACGCCUCUUGCGCCUCACCACAAGAGUAGCAACAGUAGCAACAACAGCAGCAGGUCACAGACACCUACCACUAGUAGCAGUACCUCUAGUGGCAGUACCACUGCCAUUUCUUCGUCUCCUAGUGUACUAUCGAUAACGGCUUUGGUUGGUAGUAACCAUAACACUAAAGGCGCCACCACUACUGGACUAUCUACCACAUCAUCUACCUCUACUACUUCUACCACUACCACUUCAUCAUCUACCAGCAGUUUACUAUCGAACUUCUCCGUGGCUCCUAGUCUCAGCAUCACUAGUUUGUGUGACCUAACUACGUCUCCCUUGACUUUACCCACUUCUUUGACCCACUUGCCCACUUCUUUGACCCACUUGCCCACUUCUUUGACCCACUUGCCCACUCCUGGAGCCCACGUUCCCAGUUCUACAGCCCACGGGCCCACUCCAGGAGCCCUCAUGCCCAGUUCAGACUCGGACCCGUCCAUCGUGCCCACCGCGGCCCACCAGGAGAAAGCGGGCACCCCGAAGGAUGUCGAGGAUGUGCUGGCAGGACUCAAGCGUCAUCCGAUGGUGACAUCCACCAGCACCGACGGCCGCCUCCUCACAACCAUCCGUCUCACAACCUCAGACUCACCAUCCACCGACUCAUCCACCACCACCAUUACAUCAACCACCACCAUUACAUCCACCAAGGAUGCAUCCAUUGAUGCAUCCAACCUCGCAAUGUUAAUGUCCACGGCAGCAGCCAGCAGCAACAACAUCCACCAUAAACUGUCGUCAUCCAUCAUGGAUAACAGCGACAGUGAAGACAGUGACUUGUCAUCCAUGGAUGAUGAUGGACAGGCAGGAGCCAUCAUGCCUCAUCCGUGGAUUACGGAGAGAAAUGCUGAUAACACUAAUUCACCCCCCGCCAAGCGGCGGCGCAAGAUGGUGACGGACGAGUCUCAGCUGCGGGUGCCCCUGACGCUGGGGUGGCGGCGGGAGACGAGCAUUCGCUGCAUCAGCAACAGCGGCGUCAGGGGCGAGGUCGUCUACUACGCUCCUUGUGGCAAGACCGUGCGUCAGUACCCAGACAUCAUCAGGUACCUGGAGCGGAACAACAUCACUGAGGUGACGCGGGACCACUUCAGCUUCAGCAGCAAGCUGGUGGUGGGGGA
Hyalella azteca is the source of this 3344-nucleotide messenger RNA. RefSeq names its product mucin-19. The record is from RefSeq and is a predicted model, not a curated record. The annotation marks the transcript as partial. Gene Ontology annotation, molecular function: DNA binding. The transcript has 13 exons. NCBI's taxonomy places the organism in Eukaryota, Metazoa, Arthropoda, Malacostraca, Amphipoda, Hyalellidae.